AUGAAAACCAAAUUUAUCAACGGAGUUUCUUCUUCCCCGUCCAUGUCUCUGGGGCUGCUUGUGACGGAGAAUGCCCUGCACGUCCAGCCUGAAGUCCAGAUUGAGUGUAAAGAGCUGAUCCGCCCUGAGCAGCCCGAUCCAGACACCAGGCGCAAGGCUUUCUCCUGGUGCCGUGAGUUUCUGCACGGAGCCUGGAAACGGCUGACGGAGGACAACUUCCAAAUCACCAUCAUAAGGGGUGGUCUGAGCAACAAGCUGUUCCUGUGCAGUCUUCCUGACUGCAUGGACACUGUUGGAGAUGAGCCAAGGAGCAUCCUACUGCGCCUCUAUGGGGCCAUCCUGCAGGUGAAUCCACCCAUAAACACGAUGUCCUGUAAUAAGGGGGAAUGCGGGCAAUCGAACAAAGAUAAUAACUUCCAAGGAACUGAGGCCAUGGUGCUGGAGAGUGUGAUGUUCGCCAUUUUAGCGGAGAGAGAGCUGGGACCCAAACUGUACGGGCUCUUUCCCCAAGGACGACUGGAGGAGUACGUCCCUAGUCGUAAGCUGGAGACCUGUGAACUGAGCUCUCCCAGUAUCUCGGCAGAGGUGGCUGAGAAGAUGGCCAAGUUUCACGGGAUGAGAAUGCCGUUCAACAAAGAACCGAAGUGGCUGUUUGGAACCAUGGAAAAGUACCUGAGCCAAGUGAUGAAGCUGAACUUCACCAGGGAGUCCCAGCUGCGCCUCCACAACCGUCUGCUGAGCUACGACUUGCCUCGUGAGAUGGACUCUCUCAGGGCGCUGCUGACCUCUACGCCAUCUCCUGUCGUGUUCUGUCACAACGACUGUCAGGAAGGGAACAUCCUACUGCUGAGCGGCUGUCAGAGCUCUCACCAGAAGCUCAUGCUCAUUGAUUUUGAGUAUAGCAGCUACAAUUACAGAGGCUUUGACAUCGGUAAUCAUUUCUGCGAAUGGAUGUACGACUACAACUGUGAGGAGUUUCCUUUCUUCAAAGUGAAUACCCAGGCGUACCCCACCAAAGCCCAGCAGAUGUUUUUCAUUGAAAACUACCUGCGUGAGUUCGAGCCUGAUUUUGAUCACUUGGAUGAAGAAAACCAAAUGAGGCUGAAGGAGGAGAUGUUUGUGGAGGUGAACAGGUUUUCAUUGGCUUCUCAUUUCUUCUGGGGAUUAUGGUCCUUAAUCCAGGCUCGACUCUCCACCAUCAAAUUUGGAUAUCUUGAAUAUGCUGAGGCCAGAUUCGAAGCAUACUUCGCCCAGAAGAGGUUGUUGGGCCUGUAG
Molecule: messenger RNA, 1275 nt
Organism: Knipowitschia caucasica
Lineage: Eukaryota; Metazoa; Chordata; Actinopteri; Gobiiformes; Gobiidae
Source: the annotation of a GenBank genome assembly